Drosophila kikkawai is the source of this 1454-nucleotide messenger RNA. RefSeq lists its product as uncharacterized. The record is from RefSeq and is a predicted model, not a curated record. Lineage: Eukaryota; Metazoa; Arthropoda; Insecta; Diptera; Drosophilidae.
UUUUUUAUUAUAUUUUUGCACUUCAUUUUCAAGUAGACUUUGAAAAACUGUAUUCAGUUACAAUUUUAUUUAUUCUGAAAAAUAUUGAACCCCAAAGAUAUAGAUUUCGAUGUUGCAAAUAUGCAGAAGAAGACGAAAUUUCCAGAAAACCCGGAAUCUAGACGACCAAGUCAUAAAUAUUGCAUUGGUUUCAGUGAUGACGAUGACUCACAGACAACGCCGGAAGAAUACCAGCUCGAUGUCAACGAAGAGAUCCCACACCAGGAGUUGGCAGUGGAAAUAAAUGGAAUGGACAGAAUGCUGGACAGUUUACGGUCCCGCAUCUCUGCCGGUGGUUUUAGACAGGCUGGAAAGUCGCCUCGCAACCCAAAGGAUCACCAGGAAAAACUUGUAAUGCAUGAAAAUUGCUUUGGAUUUGGCGAUAACAAGGACUCAAACUCGGAACCCGAGGACCUGCUUCCCGACGAAUCGGAGGAGGAGCAGGGCGAACAUCAGGAUCUUCCAUUCGAGGAGAUGGCUGAGGAAAUAAGAGCGAUGAACGCAACGCUAGACAGGAUACAAGACCGACUUCCCAAUGAUGUCUUAGAGGAGAUUGCGAAGUUGGCAAGCAGCAUAGAGGAAGAGAUGGGCCUAGAAUCGGAGGAUGCACGCUGGCUUAUCUUGCACGGCAGCAAGGAUCCGGCAAUCCGAGCCCUUCAGAUAAAUUCCCGUCGUCUCCGUUGUCAGCUGGCUGACCUGGUGCGUUGCUCAGAGCUGGGAGCCACUCGUCUAGUGGCCAUGAACCGCCAAACUAUCCGGCAUUCAAAUCAGCUGAGGGCUUACCGCAAGCAGUACGAGAGCGUCCAUUCCCAUCACCUGACUCUUCAACUGGAGGCGGGAAAGUGCCUGAUGCGCUAUCGUCAUUGCCAGGAGGUGUACUCCACUUGGCGCGAGCUGCACCAGAUGGGUCGCAAGGCUCAUGUGGCGUACGAUAAAAUCCUGGAGAUAACUCAGCCACGGGGCGAAUUCGUGGAGCUUAAAAAGCAGGCGCUCAGUGAAAUUUCGGAGGUGCACGAGUCCUGCUUAGAUUCUUCCAGCUGUCUUGCCAACAGGGUGAGAGACAUAGGGCAGGCCCUGGGGAUUUUCUCACAGCGCGUGUCCAAGAUGGUCCCGCAGGAAUGGAAGAAUUACACCGGUCCACCGGUUGUGGUAAAGAGCACUCACUGGCAAGGGCGCUACACUUACACAUUGCGCUUCGCCCGCGGAGAGCUGUUCACCAUACCGAUCGUUGUGCGACCGCCAGCCAAAACUUGGUACGGACGGAUGCAGGCCAAUUUGUUGCGGGGUCGGAUAGCUAAGACCCAAGGUUCAGUCAAACGCAAAUAACAGUUUCGGGCGGCUUUAAAGUCCUAUUCUUAAAUUGAAAUUACUAGUUUAAGCAGAAAUAUUAAAAAAAGUCUUUCGAUUUGUAACUC